AUGCUGGGCCGCCAGCUCGUCACCGCGACCAAGACGGCGCGCAGCACCAGCGCCGCCUGGUGGAAGCGCGCCGCGUCGUCCCUGGACCCCGUGCGCCAGGACGACGUCAAGAAGCCCGAGAACUUCCAGCUCGUCAUCGUGGGCACGGGCUGGGCCGGCUACCAGCUCUUCACGCAGUGCCGCAAGCACCUGGUGGACAUUGAGGAGAACGUCGGCCGACCCGUGGACCUCGUGGUCGUCUCCAAGCGCAACCACUUCCUGUACACGCCGCUGCUGGCCAGCACGACCGUGGGGACGCUCGAGUUCCGCUCCAUCAUCGAGCCGCUGCGUGACAGCAUGUUCAGUCACGAGAGCGACUUCCACCUGGCCAACGUGCAGGACGUAGAUCCGGAGCAAAAGGUGCUCAAGGUGGAGUCGGCCAUCAGCGACGCGAGCCGCCACCGCAAGUACGACAUCAAGUACGACGCGCUGGUGCUGGCGUGCGGCUCGCGCCCGCUGACCUUCGGGCUGCCGGGCGUGGAGGAGCACGCCUUCUUCCUCAAGGAGAUCAGCCACGCGCAGAAGAUCCGCAACCGCAUCCUCGAGAACUUCGAGGCGGCCACGCAGCGCGGCGUGACGCCCGAGGAGAAGCAGCGGCUGCUGCACUUCGUGGUGGUGGGCGGAGGCCCCACGGGCAUCGAGUUCUGCGCCGAGCUCUACGAUCUGGUGCUGCAGGACCUCGUGCACAAGUACCCGCAGACGUCCAAGUACCUGGGCGUGACGCUCGUGGACUCGGGCGAGAUCCUCAACGGCUUCGACAAGCACCUGCGUGCUGUGGCGCUGCGCAAGAUCCAGAAGCGCAGCACGAUGGAGAUCGUGAAGAAGAAUUGCAUCGAAGUGACGGAAGAAGGCGUCACGGUCGAGGGCGGCGAGAAGAUCCCUGCCGGACUCGUGGUCUGGACUGCUGGAGUGGGUCCCAAUGAGCUCACCAAGUCGCUAACGGUGUUCGAGAAGAGCAAGCGCGGGAACAUCCUCACUAACCAGUAUUGCCAGGUGCUGGGCGCCGCUGAGGUCGAAGAGAAGGCCCCGUGGGGAAUGCCGCGCCGCUCGAACGUGUUCAGUAUCGGCGACUGUGCUGAGAUUCUCGAUUAUCCGCUGCCAGCUACGGCCCAGAAGGCGCAGACGCAAGCCAACUACCUUACGUCGCUGCUUCGAGGCAAGAACCCGACGCCGGCCAAGCCGUACGCAUUCCAGAGCAAGGGUAUGAUGGCGUACUUGGGCUCUUACGAGGGCCUUUUCGAGGCCCACCCCCGCGACGACGACAGAAUCACGCUCAGCGGGUGGAAGGCCUGGUUCCUCUGGCGUAGCGCGUACUUGACCAAGCUGGGAAGCUGGCGGCUCCGGAUGCAGGUGCCGCUGGACUGGCUUAAGGCGAUUCUCGUAGGCCGUGACGUGUCCAAGUUUUAGACGGGCAGGCUACAUUAAUAAACCCCUCUCUGAACCCCUUG
Messenger RNA from Phytophthora sojae, 1487 nucleotides. RefSeq lists its product as hypothetical. Gene Ontology annotation, molecular function: NADH dehydrogenase activity. The record is from RefSeq and is a predicted model, not a curated record. Bases 1 to 1446 code for a protein of 481 amino acids. The transcript is spliced from 2 exons. NCBI's taxonomy places the organism in Eukaryota, Oomycota, Peronosporomycetes, Peronosporales, Peronosporaceae.